AGUCUGUCAAAAUUAAAUGAAAGAUGACGUUGUUACUUGUUAGUGAAAAAUUAAAACAGUGAUGUUUUUAUUAUAAGCCGCUAGAUAAACUCUCCAAAGUAAAUUAAAUAAACUUUAUUACGUAAUGGAGGCUAUAGACGUGUGUAUAGAAAUAGAGAAUGAUGAGUUCUAUAGCAAGUUUCUUGUAGAUUCCGUAAAGCCUCUGGUAGGCGAGAACAUAUCAGUCACCGAACAAGUAACUAAGCUUACUCAAGGUAUCGAUAAGUUAACAAAAAACUUAGAGACGCAGGUCCUUGCGAAACAUAAUGAUCUCCUUACCCAAGCGAGCAAUAUAUCGGACCUUGAAACUAUGCUAGCAUCAGUACGAUCCCAAGUGCAAGUUCUACUACAGAGGGCUGAAAAAAUCAAAGAAAGGGUCCAUACUCCCUUUUACGAGUUAAAAAGUCAAACGGUAAUGCUUGAACGUGUUCAAGUUACAUGUAAUUUACUUAGACAUGCAGCUAAAAUACUUACUCUUUGGAACAAGCUCAGUACAGUGAAAGACAACCCAGCUAAGGAAGCUAUGAUUUUAUUUGAACUUAAUGAAUUAAUAAGUGACUAUGAUUUUGAAGGAAUAGUGCUACUUGAAGAUGUCUUGAAACAAGUUGACCAUCAAAGGAAAGAAUUGUUAAGGAAUUCAACAGAAUUGUUGCAGUCCAGCUUAUUGGUUGGUGAUAAAACUAAACUGCUUCAAUGUUUUAAAGUAUUCCACAAUUUGCAAUGCACAGAGGAACAAAUAAAAAGCACUGUAAAUUGCAUCCUUAAAGACACAAGGAAAGAGAUUGGCAUUGCCCUAAAUGUACAAAUGGUAUCUAUAGAAGUAAAAAAAUCAAGUUCAGGUCGUUCAGCUCCUGGUAAAGCAAAUAUUAUGAAUGCACAAGAUUUUAAAAUCAAACUGUGGGAUAACAUUGAUAAGCUUUUUAAAGUUGAUAUUUAUAAUAGUUGCAUGAAAGUAAUAAUGUUACAGAAUGUCGUAAAUGAACUUCAUGCGAUCGGUAAUUUCAAAAACAUUGCCAGGAACUUUUGGCAUGAGCUAUCGAUAAUUUUCAGUAAUGAGUUAGAAAAGAGUUCCUCAACAGUAAAUCAGUCCGUUGAGAUUGAUUUUCCAAAACUUUUAAAGUGUUUUAAUGAUUUACUCUCCAGGUUGAAAUGUAAAAAUUUAGAAAUGAAUCGUUCCUGCUUGACUAAAUGGGAGAAUUCAUUUUUGUCCAAGUCUUUAGGUAAGCUUCUUGAACCAGUGAGAAGUAUGUGGCACUUAAACCAGGUGCCCACUAUGGACCAAAUAGAUAACGCAAUAAGAGUUAUAGCCGAAGCCCUGAGUAUAUCGCUGGGUGACAAACAGUUAAGCAUAAGUUUAGCUAACAGUGUAGCUAAAAGCAUUAAACAAAUGAAUGUAGAAGCUGAACAAAGACUUUCAAUGGAAAGUGAUGUUGCCCAAAUUAUAGAGGCACCAACAAGCUCACAGCAGAAAAAUGCCGAUCUUUGCAACUCAUUACAUUAUUUUUCAUCACAAAUAAAGCGAGUUCUUGCAAAUAUGAAUUCAAUGUUGCCACAAGAAAGCAUACAAAUAGUCCAGAACAGUUUGAAAGAUAUCUCAAGUUUACCAGUUCUCAAUCUAUUUGCCGAAUCUAUUAAGAACUCUCUUUACCUUAUUCUCAUAACUAUGCACGAUGAACCAGACCUAAUUAGAGCCGAUGACCUAAAUAACAAGAAUAUAUCAUGUUCUCCCUACAUGAAAGAAUUGCAGCACUUUGUGUCGAGGUGUAAAGAAAUCUAUUUAUCUUUGUUCACGGAAAAAUCAGCACUUAAUCAAUGUUGUUUGGAUAUAUCAAAAUCCUGCAUCGAGAGAUUUGUUCAACACGUCUGUAAUGUCAGACCAUUGAGUAAAUAUGGUCGCGCGAAACUUCAGGCAGACUGUAAGCAUUUGGAAAUUUCACUAUCUCCAUUGGUAAAUGAUGUGACAGAGUUGGGUGAUCAUUAUCGCCAAUUGAAAGCAUUGAGUCUUCUUUUAGAAAAGACACCACAAGAAGUUGCUAAAAGUCAGCACGAAGGAGCAUCCUUGCCAUACUCCUUGGUGAUGAUGUUUCUGUUCUCCCAUGCGGGUCCUCAGCUGUUAGCUCCUCACACAUGUGCUGGUUGGAAUAUACAGAAAUUGAUUCAAUGGUUAGAUUCACAUAAAAAUGAAAGAGAAAGGCUAGAAUUUGUAGCGGGUUCUUUGCAAAGAUAUCAAAAUCAUAUUCGACAGAACCAAAUUACGACAUACGAUGAGAUGUACCCCGUGUUACUACAACUACUUGAAGAUGGAAGAAAAGUUUUGAACAAAUAAAUUAAUGUAUGACUAUAUAAUGAAAUAUUUUUAUAAAUUAGGCUUUGUUUAUUAGAACUUAAGAAAUUAAACACCACCUUAAAAUAGACUAUUUAUUAAAAUAA
This is a messenger RNA of Nymphalis io (European peacock), 2469 nucleotides long. It is a transcript of the gene fws, whose product is annotated as conserved oligomeric Golgi complex subunit 5. Gene Ontology annotation, biological process: intra-Golgi vesicle-mediated transport. The coding region runs from base 125 to 2365 and encodes 746 amino acids. The transcript has a single exon. Gene Ontology annotation, cellular component: COG complex. Lineage: Eukaryota; Metazoa; Arthropoda; Insecta; Lepidoptera; Nymphalidae. The record is from RefSeq and is a predicted model, not a curated record.